Molecule: messenger RNA, 1191 nt
Organism: Populus euphratica (Euphrates poplar)
Lineage: Eukaryota; Viridiplantae; Streptophyta; Magnoliopsida; Malpighiales; Salicaceae
Exons: 5
Coding region: 228-1160 (310 amino acids)
Source: RefSeq, a predicted model, not a curated record
UAUGCGCCUUCCUUCAUGAAUAAAUGAUUUAAUUUAUAUUUAUUUCUUUAUUUUCUCGGUGACCUCAAGAUGCAGUUCAAAUAGCUAGACUCUCUCUUUGCAUAUAAAUCUUAUUUUGAUAUAUAACUGAAAAUAAAAUAUUAAUUCUCGUCAUAUCAUUUCAUAAAAGUUUGUUCUGUCAACUUUUAGGACUAAGUGUUUUCUUUCUGGGAUUGAAACCAUAGGGAAUGAAAAUGGACUCAUUUCAAAUCUCAUGGGGAUCAGUGUUUUCCAGCUUCUCCUCUAAGAUAGAAAGUCCCUUACAGAAGAUUUUUAGAGGCAGCAAGGCAAGUAGCGACUCUCAACAACCAUCUCCAAAUAAUGAAAAUCCAGAGACGGAUACAGAACCGGCCCUCUCACAGGGCGCUGAUGGUAAAACCACGUUAACGUUUAAACCAAAGCAUCUUAGCAUCUUUUCGGAGGAAGAAAGACAAGCUUGGACUAUUUCUAAAAUUUCUGAAAGCUCUAGGGAUGUUACUGCAGACAUGCUAGAGGUGUGUUGGCUUGAUGUAACUGGUUCAAUGACUGCUACCAAAGGGAAGGCGUAUGAAAUUAGCUUCAUAUUAUCCAUGAAUGAAAAGAAUUCCUUUGGCUGGGAAGAUCCUGUUUAUGUGAUGGCAAGGAUAGGAGAGGAGGGAGAGUAUUCGCGCGUACAAAUAGAUCUAUCAAAGUUAGGCCAUGAAAAGGAGGAAUUUCCGGCUGAGAAGUGUCGGGUUGAGUUUAGAAGUGAUGAAAACACUGAAAAUAAUAAGAAAAAACUCUAUUUUGGCUUGUAUGAAGUGUGGACUAACAACUGGAAGGGUGGUCUACGGAUCCACGAGGCCAUAGUUCGGGAAUUAACAGCUGAGGAUUCUGCUUCCACAUCUAAUACCCUUUCGAACGACUCCAAUGUACAAGAAGUAGCAGCUGACAAGUCUACUUCAGCAUCUGAAAACCCUCCGGACAUGUCCAUAAUGAAGCAAGUACGAGCUCCUCCCGUCGAGGUCGUAGCUCAGAAAAUAACAGUUCACGAUUCGGCCUCUACAUCUACUAAUCAUGUUAAUGAUUUUGCUACCCCGUCUCGUGUCGACAAUCUGGAAGAUGAGUUCUUUGACUCGAAGGACACUCUAGAAGAUAAGUGAUAAACAGAAUCACUACAUCUACUAUAUGGCU